ACUGCCGAGUGUUUACGUUUUCGUUCCCAACCAAACAAACGGUUCCUCAGUUUUCCAAAAUCAUGUGUUAAAAGUACAAAGUUCUGCGAUAAAUCCGCAACAAUGUAAAUACUAAUAUUAAUUAAUCUAUUUACAAUAUUUAUUAUGAGUGAAUCGGACGAUACGGAUAUUCUCCUGCUGAUUCCCCCCGACCUGUUCGCCGUGGCAUCCUCAGGAUCAGAAGAGAGUUUGGCCAACGGUUGUUGCUCAACCGGGAGUCAAGUGGUUUCAGGUCUCCUCGAGCAAGUGCAAUCACUCGAGAGUCGUUUCAAGGGUCUAGAGUCGAAGGAAAUCCCCUUCAAGACCCCUCCCAUGCCGCACAAGGUUGAUUUAUUGACGCCCGACACUUUUAACUCGUCCAAGCUCUUCAAGAGUCCCCCCUCGGCCAUCAAAAAAUUUCACUCCAAACCGCACAACCACUCAUCUCCCCUCAGAUACGUUCCAACCACAACUUCCAGUAAUGAUCCCCGGGAGAAACGACAUCCUGACAUGUUUCCAAAGUACUACACUCGCUCCUCCACAACCUCCGAGCUCAGUAACCUCCACCUCACCGACCCCUUCUCCCCCACAAACUUUAAAUCAAAUAAUUCGUACGACACAAACUCUCUUCUCCCAGCGUUGGACCUAAAAACCGAGGCCAAAGACUUGAAUUUUCCCCGGCAAAACACCACGAGAACAGAUCCCCUGGGGACGAGUGAAUUCUCACAGCUACUGAACAACAGCUCUGGGAAUUCACUCCUCGACCGAAUGACUGACAGAAAAUCCCCGAAAAAGGAUCAAUUCGCGAAGACGAUCCGCGACAUAUCAAAAAUCCACGAAAACUACUCGAAACUGUCGACACCGAGUGAAGCAAACACUGUCAACUCCAGAAACUACAAUUUCCCGAUAAACUCCGAGUACAAUAGAUCACUUAGCGACGAUAAGAGGGCAGAAGUGGGAGUAAACACGGACUCGACGGAUUUUAAAACCCAGAGGUUACUGUCGUUGACCGACUUUUGGGAGCCAGACUCAUCCAAGAGUGAAGUUGAAAAAUUGAGGAUUAAAAUUGAGGAGGAAAAAUUCAGGAGGGAGCACUGCGAGAAGACAAUUCAGGAGCUGCAGAAGAGGCUGUUGGAGCAGCAGGAGAGGGUUGCAGUUGCCAUUGGAAUCGACAAGGAGAAGAACAGUAUUAUCCAUCAGUACCAAUCGAUAACCCAGAAAUUGAAAAAUCAGUUUCAAACUCUCCAGUCGAGCCAGAGGAAGUUGGAGGAGAGCUCAGCGCAAUCGAGGGCAAGCCACCAGGUGGAGGUGGAGAGUUUGAGGAACGAAAUAAAGCAAUUAGGGGAGGAAUUGUCGACGUGUCGAUCAUUGUCCCAAGAGUAUCGGGAUAAAGUUGAUGCGGGAGUGGAGGAGAAACUUCAGUUACUGGCGACCCACGCCAACGAAUUGGAGAGCUAUAAAUCGUUUGUUAAAACGUCGGAGGAGAGGUACGAGAGACUGAAGAGUGAUUAUGAUAAAUUAGUGGAGAAGAAUAAGGCGGCGGAGGAGGCGUCGUCGGUGGCACAGCAGGAUCUCUACCGGGAGAGGUUGAAGGCUGGGGAAAUUAGGAGUGAAAUGGCUUUGAUUCACAAGGCCCUGGACACUUGCGAGGCAGAACUCACGGUUCUGCGUCAGGAGAAGGAGAAUCUGCAGCUGAAGCUCAAAGAGGAGGAGAAGAGACGUGCAAUUCUAGAGGGAAAGAGGAAUAAUAUUCUGGAGGAGUUGAAUGCUGCGAGGAAGUCCGAGGAAAUGAGGAGGGAGGAGGCCCAGAGACUCGUCGAGCAGCAGGAGCAGAUGCGGGGAGAGCUCAGGGAAAUUUAUCAGAAUCAGGUGGACGACGUCGUCAAGGUGAAGGUGAAGGAGUUUCAGGCGCACUUGGAUUCCGCUGAAGCCUCAUUCAAGGCUGAACUCGAGGUGAAGCAGAGGGCAAUUGCGGAGUGCGCAGCUGGAAAAAUAAAAACCAUCAUCGAUAAGCAUCGACUUGAGAUUAAUCUGCUGGAGGAGAAGCACAAAGAGGAGAAGAGGCUUUAUGAACUGAGGCUCUCUCAGAAUGUCAAGAAGUCAAACUUCUUGGAGGCCAAGUUGAAUGCCCAGCAGGCAGCCAAGUCCAGAAUUGCCGAGCAGUUGCAUUCACUGAUGGAGAAGCAGUGGAAGCAGGCAGUGCAGAUUAUUUCCUCCGGCAAUGACGCUAGUUUUGGUAAUUCUGAUACUUCGAGGGAAAUUAGGAGUUUAAUGAAGGCCAACGAUUUUGAUGAUGCCGGGGGCAUGGAGCCAGUCAAGCUCGGAGUUUCAGCGAAUAAAAACUUUUUUUAUUCACAUCAGGAGCACGACGAGAGUCUCAUUGCCUUCACGAAUAAUGAUGAGUCGAGGGAGAAAAUCAGAGACUCCAAGGAUGAUUUGAAAAAGUACAUUAAAAUGAUCCUCCAAAUGCAAGAGUCGAAGAGUUUCUCAGGGACAAACGGCGAGAAUGAGUCAUCGGUUUCAUCGUCUGAAUGCAGACAAGUACCACGAAAAUACUAUACGAAAGCGGAUGCUGCCUCCACCAGUGAGAAAACAGUAACUUGGCAGCAGGCAGAGCCUUCGACGGUUUAUAAUGCAGUAUCAAUGACACAAGUCGAUAAUAAACCAUCGAAACCACCAUGGAAGUGAUUUGUUUCUCCUCAAAAUACU
Diachasma alloeum is the source of this 2727-nucleotide messenger RNA. It is a transcript of the gene Cnb, whose product is annotated as centrobin. The coding region runs from base 145 to 2706 and encodes 853 amino acids. Gene Ontology annotation, biological process: centrosome separation; centriole replication; regulation of cilium assembly. Lineage: Eukaryota; Metazoa; Arthropoda; Insecta; Hymenoptera; Braconidae. Gene Ontology annotation, cellular component: centrosome; centriole. The record is from RefSeq and is a predicted model, not a curated record. The transcript is spliced from 2 exons.